UGUCGAAGAAAGAAGGUGAAAUGCGAUGGUGCUCAAUCUGUUUGUAGUAAUUGUGCUGCUCUAGGAUUGGCUUGUACCUAUAAAGAGUCAACGAAAAAGAGAGGACCUCCCAAGGGUUAUAUAGAAGCUAUUGAAGGCAGACUACAUCGAUUAGAAGCC
Molecule: messenger RNA, 159 nt
Organism: Mycotypha africana
Lineage: Eukaryota; Fungi; Mucoromycota; Mucoromycetes; Mucorales; Mycotyphaceae
Exons: 2
Biological process (GO): regulation of DNA-templated transcription
Cellular component (GO): nucleus
Molecular function (GO): DNA-binding transcription factor activity, RNA polymerase II-specific; zinc ion binding; DNA binding
Source: RefSeq, a predicted model, not a curated record